AUGGUGGGAGAUUACAGCGGAGCGGUGGCGGCAGCGGCUGUGCUAUCGGAUGGGAAGGGGCCGGGGGCGGAGAUGAUGGGGGAAGAAGGAUGGCAGAGCGGUAAAAUCAUCGUCCAAGAAGGAGAUGUCGUUUAUAGCCGAGGCCUUCGUUCCAAAGCUCCUCGAUGGCCUGGCCGCUUUGGCGAAGGACGAGGUGGCCAUGCUUUGGGGUGUGAAGGGCGAGAUCAAACGGCUCCAAAAAAAAAAUUUCGAACAAUCAACGACGUCCUCGCCGAUGCUGAGAGUAAAAAGAUUCAGAGCAAAGCCAUAGACAACUGGCUCAAGAAGCUCAAAGACAUCAUGUACGAUGCUGACGACAUCCUUGAGGACUGCCGGAUCGAGGCCGAGAAAUCUAAAGCUGCAGUCUCCUCUGGACGUCAACCCUGCUCCUCUUGUCGUUCUUUGUGGACGUCGGUAUGCGGUCACCGCCGCCUCUUCUCUUUCUCUUGCUUUGGCAAGACAGUAUUUGCCCACCAGAUUGGAAGGAGAAUCCAAGACCUCAACAGUAAUCUGGAGGACAUCUUGGCAGAGAAAUCUAAAUUUGAUCUCCAGCUCUCUUCCGCCGGCCGCCGCGAUGACCACCGAUCCACUUCUCGAGUUAGCAGGAAGACAUCUCCCAUAUCUGAGCCUGAUAUCGUAGGGUCCAAUAUCGAGAAGGAUACCGACAAACUGGUGGAGUUGUUACUUACGGAGGGCACUCGGGAAAAGAUUCUUGUUUAUGCCAUCGUAGGAAUCGGUGGAAUCGGCAAGACCACUCUUGCUCGGAGGAUUUUUAACGAUGCAAGGAUAGCAGCCAACUUCCCGAUGAAGCUCUGGGUCUGCGUGUCCAAAGAUUUUGAUGAGAAUAGUCUACUGAAAGACAUCAUCACUCAGGGAGGGGGCAAUCCGGGAGGCGCUUCUAGCAGAGCAUUGCUCGAGACCGAGGUGCAAAACACCGUCACAAGUAAGAAAUUCUUGCUUGUCUUGGAUGACAUGUGGGACCCAAAAGUAUGGAAUGAUUUACUCCGAAACCCCUUGCAGAGUGGGGCAAGUGGAAGUAGGGUGCUUGUGACCACAAGAAAGGAAAAUGUUGCAUCGCAAAUGAAGGCUGUAGCACCUCAUCAUAAAGUAGAGCUCUUGUCUGCUGACGAUGGUUGGGCGCUGCUACGCAAGAAGGUGGUUUUGAGCGAGGAGGAGAGAGAGAUCGAAGAUUUAAAGGAUAUCGGAAAGGAGAUUGUUGACAAAUGUGGUUGCCUCCCUCUUGCUAUUAAGACCAUUGGAGGAGUAUUAUCAACGAAGAGCAGGAACAAGAAAGACUGGGAGAUAGUGCUUAAAACCCUUUCAUACAAUGUUUGGUCUUCUGGGACCGACUUUCCGGAAGAGGUUCAACCCGCCCUAUACUUGAGUUACGAAGACCUGCCAUCUUACCUUAAGCAAUGCUUUUUAUAUUGCUCGCUGUUCCCCGAGGACCAUAUAUUCGGUCCUCAAGAACUAAUUCAUUGCUGGAUCUCUGAAGGGUUCAUCCAUGAAGAAGGAGAUCUAACACUGGAAGAGUUAGGUGAAGAUUAUUAUCGGGAACUUGUUCAGAGGAGUUUUUUCCAACCAUGUGGCUUCGUUGACGAUCCUAGUUGCACGGUGCAUGAUCUACUAUGGUCUCUUGCUCGAUUUUUAGCAGGAGAUGAGAACCUGUUGGCAAAAGAUGGGGUUGAACGAGUCCUAAAUAGUUCAUCUCCAGUGAAGCCACGUCGCUUAUGGGGCUCUGUUAUAGAAAAGCGCCAAGCAUUUAGUGAUGCAUUGGAAGGGUACAACUCCUUGAGAACUCUACUGUUAUCCAUGAGAGGAUCACCGGUGGAAGAGAAUGAUGUCAACAAUCUGAUUACAAAGAAACCGCGUCUGAGAGUACUAGACUUUUCCGGCUCUCGGCUCACAAAAUUGCCAGGCUCCUUGGGAAAUCUCAUACAUCUACGUUGUUUAAAUUUGUCAUCUUCUGGGAUAAGUGAGCUACCGGAGAGCAUAGGAAACCUGGUAAAUCUGCAGUUCUUGAUCCUCCUUGGUUGCCUCGAUCUACGCAGCCUUCCUAAAAGCAUCGGAAAGUUGCGCAACCUGAGGUUGCUUGACCUUGGGGCGACACAACUGGAGGGUAUACCUAUUGAAAUUGCAAACUUGCAUCGACUUAACAAACUGAUAGGUUUUGUGGUCAGGAACAACAAUAACAAUAGUGGUUGGUGUACAUUGGAAGAAUUGAGAUCUCUAAAAGGGCUUAAAAUGUUCGAAAUCUACAAGCUGGAGAGGGCACUGAAUGAGGGUCACGUUGGAGGACUAAAUGCACUGAGAGACAUGUUGCAGCUUGAAGAGCUACGUUUGUCGUGCGCACCUCCUAGAAUUGAUGAUGCACUAGUAUAUGAAGAGGAGAUCAAAAAAAUUGAGGUCGUCUUUGAGGUGACGCUCUGCCCACCGUCACCGUCGCGCCUAGAGUCUCUUUCGAUCUUUGGUUUCUUUGGACUCCAUUACCCGAGUUGGAUGGCAUCUAGCAGUACGGACUCGCUCCGACGAUUGGAACUCUUCAGCUGUGACAAGUGCCCGCGACUUCCACCACUAGGGAAGCUCCCCAACUUGGAUUACCUCAGAAUAUGGUCUGCAGAUGCUGUCAAAAAGAUUGGGACCGAAUUUUUGGGUCUGGAACCUCACUACUGUAGCAGAGAUCAAGGAGGCAGGAUACAAAUUUCAUUCCCUAAGUUAACGACAUUGAUCGUCCAAUAUUUAGACAGUUGCGAGGAAUGGGAAUGGGAGGUGAAGGAUGAUGACAGACUGAUAGCCUUACCAAACUUGAAAGAAUUGACACUUGAUUAUUGUCUGAAGUUGAGGUCUCUUCCUUCUGGCCUUUGUUCACCAUGCCACUACCCUAGCAAAGCUGAACAUAGGUGACUGUGCUAAUCUAAAAGAAAUCAGGGGCUUUUCAUCUGUCAAAGAAUUAAAAAUAUCUUACUGCCCUAAUCUGGAGGGUGUUUCCGACCUUCCCAGCUUGAAAACAUUGAAGUUGGAAGAUCAAGAGAUGCAGUCCCUACCAGAGUGGAUACGUGGAGGACAACCUGACUUCCCUGCACUCAACAAGCUUGAGAUCGAGGCUAACGACCAACUACUCCGCAGAUGCCUCAAGAAUGGCUUAGAUUGGCCCAAGAUUGAACAUAUCCCCUACGUAUAUGCCGGGAAUCGUGGUGGAUCCAGAUACAUCUCCAAGAGUCCCUCUGCGUUCAGCACCAACUUAAGUGAUUAUCUUGAAGAUGAGUAGACGCACACGAGAUUGAUUUAUGCAACAAGUUUGAGGAUUCUGGUGGAAGAUAUUAAUGCUCUAACCUGAUGAUAUAUAGGUCUUCGUGUAUCAGCAGGAACUAUCUUUUGUCUGUUGACAUGUAUUUAAUGUUGUUUCACCUAAAUACUGUUUUAUAAGACCAAAUAAAUUGUAAUUGUGCAUGUUGGCUGGGAAUUUUU
Messenger RNA from Elaeis guineensis (African oil palm), 3507 nucleotides. The record is from RefSeq and is a predicted model, not a curated record. NCBI's taxonomy places the organism in Eukaryota, Viridiplantae, Streptophyta, Magnoliopsida, Arecales, Arecaceae.